ACUUCCGGCGGACGCUUAGUGUCAUUGGAAUCGUCACUUCCUGCCGGUAGUGGUGUGGACUGUGCGGGUCGUGGCCGCGGCUUCUGCGCGUCUCCCCUUUCCGUUUUCCUCCCUCCCUCCCUUUCCCUCCUUCGGCGGCUGUAGGUCGCCGGUCGCAGACUCCCUGACCCAUCCCUACCGUUUUCCUAAUCUCGGUGCCACCGGAUUGGCCUCCUUUUUCCGUUUCCCGGCGCAGCCCCGGUGUCAGGGCGGGGGGCCUUGAGGAGCCAAAGACGCUGCAACUGAGGAGAGAGAAGAACGAGACGAGACCCUUGGCUCCCCAGCCCGCUAGCUUGGUUCGCCGCCGCCAUGGCAAUGAGACAGACUCCGCUCACCUGCUCCGGGCACACGCGGCCUGUGGUGGAUUUGGCGUUCAGCGGUAUCACGCCUUAUGGCUAUUUCUUAAUCAGCGCUUGCAAAGACGGUAAGCCUAUGCUACGCCAGGGAGAUACAGGAGACUGGAUUGGAACGUUUGUGGGUCAUAAGGGUGCUGUUUGGGGUGCAACAUUGAAUAAGGAUGCCACCAAAGCAGCUACAGCAGCUGCAGAUUUCACAGCCAAAGUGUGGGAUGCUGUCUCAGGAGAUGAAUUGAUGACCCUGGCUCAUAAACACAUUGUCAAGAGUGUGGAUUUUACGCAGGACAGCAAUUACUUGUUAACUGCGGGACAGGAUAAACUGUUACGCAUAUAUGAUUUGAACAAACCUGAAGCAGAACCUAAGGAAAUCAGUGGUCAUACCUCUGGUAUUAAAAAGGCUCUAUGGUGCAGUGACGAUAAACAAAUUCUUUCAGCUGAUGAUAAAACCGUCCGCCUUUGGGAUCACGCUACAAUGACAGAAGUGAAAUCUCUAAAUUUUAAUAUGUCUGUUAGCAGUAUGGAAUAUAUUCCUGAGGGAGAGAUCUUGGUAAUAACUUAUGGCCGAUCUAUUGCUUUUCAUAGUGCAGUAAGUUUAGAGCCAAUUAAAUCAUUUGAUACUCCUGCAACCAUCAAUUCUGCAUCUCUGCAUCCUGAGAAAGAAUUUCUUGUUGCAGGUGGUGAAGAUUUUAAACUUUAUAAGUAUGAUUAUAAUAGUGGAGAAGAAUUAGAAUCCUACAAAGGACACUUUGGUCCUAUUCACUGUGUGAGGUUUAGUCCUGAUGGAGAACUCUAUGCCAGUGGUUCUGAAGAUGGAACACUUAGACUUUGGCAGACUGUAGUAGGAAAAACAUAUGGCCUUUGGAAAUGUGUGCUUCCUGAAGAAGAUAGUGGUGAGCUGGCAAAGCCGAAGAUCAAUUUUCCAGAGACAGCGGAAGAGGAGCUAGAAGAAAUUGCUUCAGAGAAUUCAGAUUCCAUCUAUAGUUCAACUCCUGAAGUGAAGGCCUGAGUAUCAGGCAUAUGCUACAGAUAGUAUACAAACUAUGGACUAAAACAAGCAAGCAGAGAAUAGCAUCAGCCUUCCAGAGUUACUCUCUGCUUAAGACAAACAUGAGCAGCAAAUAAUGAGGAGUGUUAAUUAGCCCCAGUCUUGGAACGAACUAACUUGGUGUUACCUGUAAGUGAAAAUGCAGGAAUGUCAGGUGAAGGCAAGUGGAGUUAUGCUCAUACAGUACAAUGGCGUGUUGUCGUUUUAAUGAAUAUGUGCCAGCCAACAUCCGAUUUCUUUCAUUACAAUUAGAUUUCCUGUAGCUGUUUAUGUUAUUAUGGAAAACAAAAAUAUAUUGACAUAUUUUUCUGACUUCUCCCUUAAGCAGAAAGCCUUUUUUUGCUUUAGUUGUAAAGAAGAGGGAAUACAUGAUAAAGUAACUGGUUUGAUUUCUCUUUCAUUAUAUGCUGCUUCUGAACAUCUAAUUGUUUUUAGUUGUCUAAAUAAAAUGCCUCUAAAACAAAACAAUGUUUGUUUCUUGGGAAAAAUUGAUUUGACUUUUGUGAAUGGAAAUCACCAGAAAGAUUUUCUGCAUAAUGACUAUCAGAACACAAUCUGAUUAAAGAGUCUGUACGAACAUAUUGUUUCCUAAUUUUGAAAUUCAGUUACUUAUGCUGAAUUUUUGAAAUUAGCUGUGGUUACAUUUAUCUCCCUCUUAGACUGGAUAGAAAUGAUUUUACCUGCCUUUAAAAAAAGCUUUCAAAAUAAUGACUUAUUUAAAUACAAUACAUGCUAGCUGUAAGAAAAGCAAUUCAGAGUUAGCAGAAAAAUCAGUCAAAAUCCCACCACCCCAAAAAUCUGUUAAAGUUGAGUGAAUAUUAAUGAACACGAAUGUAUCUCUCUGUGUAUGUACAGAUAGAUAGAUUUUACAAAAAUGGGAUAUUUGUAAACCUGCAAUGUUUAUUUUAUUUUAUCCUUUAAGUUCAGGUGGCAUUCAAGAAGUCUUUUUACCAACCUUCCAAUAAAAUGGUUCAACUGAC
Hipposideros armiger (great roundleaf bat) is the source of this 2420-nucleotide messenger RNA. It is a transcript of the gene STRAP, whose product is annotated as serine/threonine kinase receptor associated protein. Gene Ontology annotation, biological process: spliceosomal snRNP assembly. The record is from RefSeq and is a predicted model, not a curated record. The coding region runs from base 349 to 1401 and encodes 350 amino acids. NCBI's taxonomy places the organism in Eukaryota, Metazoa, Chordata, Mammalia, Chiroptera, Hipposideridae. The transcript is spliced from 10 exons. Gene Ontology annotation, cellular component: SMN complex. Gene Ontology annotation, molecular function: protein binding; RNA binding.